This is a messenger RNA of Alternaria ventricosa, 837 nucleotides long. RefSeq lists its product as uncharacterized. The transcript has a single exon. The record is from RefSeq and is a predicted model, not a curated record. NCBI's taxonomy places the organism in Eukaryota, Fungi, Ascomycota, Dothideomycetes, Pleosporales, Pleosporaceae. The coding region runs from base 1 to 837 and encodes 278 amino acids. Gene Ontology annotation, molecular function: methyltransferase activity.
AUGUCCGUCCUCGCUACGCAAGCCGAAGAACCCACGAAAUGGGGCACAGCCACCGAAACAACAGCAGAUCGCUACAGCCGUACGAAUACGAUGCAGCGCGGCUACGGCCAUGCCCUGACAGAGAUGAUGAACAUCUCCAAAGGCCAACACGUCCUCGUGGCGGCCUGCGGUCCCGGAAGCGACGUUCUCGACAUUGCGCAAAUUGUAGGCCCGACUGGGAAAGUCGUGGGGUUCGACCUAGACAAGUACAGCAUCAAGCGGGCGCGUGAGGCCUUGGAGGAGUAUCCGGAGCUCAAGCCCUACGUAGAGCUCCAUGUCGCCGACGUGCAUGAUCUCUCCAUGUUCGCAGGACAGAAGUUCGAUGCCAUACACUGCAACAUGUCAUACCAUUGGUUCAGCGACAAACCUCUCUUCCUCGCUCAAGCCGCCACUCUAGCCAAGCCCGGCACUGCUAUUGGUAUCGCGACUCAGGACGGCGCAUUCCGUCUACCUAUACAGGACAUCCGCGAUGACGUCUUAGAGGAUCUCGGCGAGCCUACAGACAAUUUUAUAUGGCCUUCGAGCUUCCCGGAGAUGCAGCGCGAUCUGAGCGCUGCUGGGUUUGGCGAUGUGAAGAUGUCGCGCGGUUUUGGCACGCGUACGCUCGAGAGCGUGGACGCGCUAUGGAAUUGGUGCAACGAUAGCACAGGGAACCGAUUUGGCUACCAUUUGCAGGGCGAAAAGGCGGAGCGAAUGAAGCAGAUGGUCAUGGAUAGGUUCCGCGGUUUGGCGUUGGAGGAUGGGCGCGCGAUUUUGCAGUUCAAGCAUCUGUCUACGGUGUCGUACUAUGGGCGCUGA